AUGAGCAAGUACUCGUUGCUGUUCCACCAAAGCAUGGCAGAUGGAGCCGACACCUCCAGCAGCAGUAGUAGCAGCAGUGGCUCAUCGGCGUCGACUAGUAACACGAAUGUCAGCAACUCGGUUACCUCGGAUUCGACUGCGUCAUCUCCGCCCACGGUGACACCAGCGCGGCGCCGUCUAAUCCACCGCCGUCGCGAUGGUAUUGGCGCAGCAGAGGCGUCAUCGUCGUCAUCGGUGGCGCCGCCUCAGCCGCCACGUCAGGAGGAGCAGGAGAACCUGAUCAGCGACCCCGUACGUCGUGGAAGUAGCAGCAGCAUCUCAGUGAGCGAAUCGAAUGCGCCGGCCACGUCUGGCAGUGAUUAUAUUGUCUCUGCGGCCUCGGCGAGCGCUUUGGAGGUGCUAUCGGCACCAGUGGCAUCGACCUCUCCGUCUCUGCAGGGCACGGCUGCCCCCGAAUCCGACGGUGACGUGGUGGUGGUGGAUGACAUAAUGCAGAGCCAGGAAGGCAGCAGCAAUGAUCGUGCGAGUGCAGUUAGUGGGGCAGCCACAGAGCACACUUUGAGGAUCGAUGGCGACUCGGCUCUCAACAAAGGUGACCCUGGCGCUCUGCCGCCUGCCGCCUCAUCCUUGUCCGUGUUCCAACACACCUCACCGCGUCUCUUUACGUGUGACAUGUGCCUGCACUACGUCUCCACCUCGUACGAGGCUCUUGAGCAGCACGCGCUCGACCAGCACAGCGAUGAGUUGGCCGACUACACACGUUUGCGCACUGUUGCAAAAAAGCUGGUGCCCGUGUGGGGUGAUGUUCUGAAGCGCAAGGCGUCCGUCGUUCAGCAGUGGGGCGAGAAGAUCUUCGCCGUUGCCGUGCAGCGCGAUGCCGGGGCCGAGAAAAUGGCCGAAGCUCACCGGGCGAGGGCGCAGUUGGAGUUGGUCGUACAGCGCUGGCACCCGCGGGCGAAGGUGUUUAUCUUUGGCAGCUCCGUCGCGUUUGGGGUGUGGGACGGUAUCUCCGACAUCGACUUCACCGUCGUUGACGUUGAGGAGUUGGAAGCGGGGACAUGGCCGCCUUCAGAGAAGAACGCGGUGCGCAGCAUCACGGAGCUGCUGCGCCGCGCCGGAUUUUCUUUCAUCAAUCUCGAGCCGAUCAGUCACGCACGAGUACCGAUAAUUAAGCAUCACGCCUCGCUGCCGAUUCGGCUAACCGAUGAACAGCGGCACCGCCUGCAUGAAGAGGCGCGGCAGUCUGCGGCGGCUGUAAAUUCGGCAGCACCAGAGCUACUUGCGUCGUCAUCGCCGUCGAGUGCGCAGCAGGAGGCGCCAGCUGAGAAGGGCCACACACAGCUCGAGGCGGAGCUCAUCAUUGCGCGCAGCGUGCGUUACUCGCUCAACUUGCCGGCCGGACCGCCAGACAGCGCCAUCCUGGAGGCGAGCAUUCGGCUGGCUGUGGGAUCGGCGGCUCUUCAGCAGGUGUGGUGGAACCGCACGCGCGAUAUGUGCUGCAUGACGUUUGACACCACGACGAGCGCCGUCAAGGCCUCGACGUGCCCGCUUCACUUCAUAUCGGCUGGCAUGCGAGCGCGAGUGCAGCCUCUGCACGAGGAGUGCCGGCCUGAGCUGUACGGCAUGGAUUUCGACCUCAGCUUCCGCGCCUUCGGCAUUCGCAACUCACACUUACUGCGGCGCUACCUGCUGAGUCACCCGUGCGCGCGACCCGGUGCUCUGGUACUAAAGGAUUGGUCGAAGACAAGCGGCGUCAAUAACUCGGUCAACGGCUAUCUGACGAGCUAUGCCAUCAACAUCAUGUGGAUCUACUAUCUUGUGCAUCGUGGCGUUAUUCCGUAUGUGUGUCCGGCGCGUGAUAUCCCGGCGUCACUACGGCACAACGUUGACCCUGAUCCACAGUACGCGGCCAUGGUGGACCCGGCAUGGACGCCGGAGGAGCGCGCCGCCAUGGAGGCACAGGCGGGUGAGUUGCUACUCGGCUUCUUCUACUACUACGCUUUCGAGUUCGACUGGGCCAACCACGUCGUGUCGCUGAACCGUCCCGGAGUGACGACGAAGGCGGCGCUUGGCUGGGAUGUCGAGGAUGUGGCCCCGGUGGGUGGCCUUGUGCCCCACUUUGGUGCCGCUGGCUCGCAGCAUCAGCACAACCUUACCGGUGCGGAGAUCCAUCAUAGCGAUAUACACGGCGGUGGGACUCCAGCUGCCUCUCCGACGAGGUCACCAGCUGGGCGCGACGGGAUGAUAGCCAGCAAUGCGAGCAUGGCAGCCCGGCGCAGCCGAGCGACGACGCGCUACUCCUUCUGCAUUGAAGACCCGUACGAGGAAAACCUCAACCUUGGCCGGCACAUGGGCGUCACCAAGACGCUGCGCGUCCAGACAGAGCUCUAUCGCGGUUUACUAUCGUUGCUGAAAGAUGAUCUGCAACACUGUUGUGUGUUCGCGGCUAGCGCUAACACUUCUGGCAACAGCGGCAACGCCGACAACAGCGGUGUUACAGUUAGUGGUGCCCCUGCGACUGCAGCGGCGACAGCAACCAAUGCCUCUGGGGAACCCAUGGAGCUGCCGGUGCGCGUGCUGUACAAACUCAUGGCACUCUCAACCCGCGAGCUCGCCAUGGCACGCAGGCGACACUCAGCCGCGGUCACUACCGGCGUCGAGUUCCCCGGUGUUCCGCUCAGCGACCUCAAGGACGCCUUUCUGGCGCAGGCGCCGACUGAGUGGAAGCUCGCGAGCCAGGUGUGGAACAGGGAUCAGUUGCUUCACCGACUCGGGCUGAAGCUGCACGCCAGAGAGUACGUGCUGCCUCGGCGAGAGGUUGGCGUGCGGCGCUUGGCGGCAAAGGCACCACCGGGAGUGGUACUGGCAAGCACACCGGAGCCAACCUUCACCGCCUCCACCGCGGAGGGCAGGCAAGCUUCGUCUUCACCCGAGCACGCCCCUAGCUCUAGUGCAGAGGUGAAAGAGAUGAAUCGGGCGUUUCUCGGAGCCGUACCCACGCGUCGCCUACCAGAGGACCUGCUACUGGCCAUGACGAGAGGGUACUCCUGUCUGACCCCCAGCUGGGUUGCAUGGACGAAGCCGUGGGCGGCCUUGUCGGCGUGGUGGACCGACCGCCUACGCAGCCCAAGCACGGCGCCAGAGAGCGAAGACUCACUGGUAUCAGGCGAACCCGCACACGAAGGCGUCGACCCCUCUUUGCCUCCUGGUGCACCGCCCCACGUCUCUGCGGUGCCAGGGCAAGCAGCAGGGCCGAUACAUCAGACGCGAACUCAACUGCGGCAGCACGUAGUGGCUGAGGCAGCUAGCGUCGCGACUGGUCGACGAGCGCUGCGUAUGCUAUUUCACCGAUAG
Leishmania braziliensis MHOM/BR/75/M2904 is the source of this 3354-nucleotide messenger RNA. RefSeq names its product RNA editing 3' terminal uridylyl transferase 1. The coding region runs from base 1 to 3354 and encodes 1117 amino acids. Gene Ontology annotation, biological process: RNA 3'-end processing. The transcript has a single exon. The record is from RefSeq and is a predicted model, not a curated record. NCBI's taxonomy places the organism in Eukaryota, Euglenozoa, Kinetoplastea, Trypanosomatida, Trypanosomatidae. Gene Ontology annotation, molecular function: nucleotidyltransferase activity.